AUGUUGACAUCCCUACCACAGUCCUCUUCGCCACAUUCCACGGACACAGCCAUGGACCCGGAGUCCGUGCUCCAGGGAGCCAUGUCCGGCAACCUCCCGAUCGUCUGGAGUGACCAGCCUCAGACCAUGAAGGAUAUUCUAGACGAGAACAGUCUGCCAACAGUGGUCAAGGUUUGGCAAGAGAACCGGUUAUUGGCUAGUUUGGAGGGCGCUAACGAUAUACAUAAACCCCUCGUUGUGUAUAAAGAGAUGAGGGGCAGGAAAGUUUACGCCAAAAACGUCACUUCCGUCGAUGUAUUAGCAGGUGCUCCGUGUAAGGACAAAACACCAAUCGUUGUUAUACCUGUCAGUUAUAAAGGUUGGUUCCGUUUAAUUGAUGACCUUGAAAUGCCCAUGAAGACUGUGGCCAGUGUCGCUAGAGUUAUGCCAGUCCGUAUGCUGUCAGCCAAAUUUGUACCCGGCUUUGUGCUGAAGGAACCUCCAUGUGAAAGUGAACCUGAAGGACUAUACCAACGGGUAGAGGUUCAACCAGGAAUUCUCCGGGUCAUCAACAUCCAUGAGGAUUUUAUACGUUACAACAACUACCGGAAGUUGACACGCCGGAAGUUACUACGUUGUUUGCGUUGCUUUACUGAUGACAAUACCGAGGUUUUACUUCCGUUUGACGCUGAGGGAUUAUUCUACAUGAUAGAAGCGAGAAAGACAACAUCAAAACACAUCAAUGUUGAUGAUAUUGCGUAUGUGUACAGUAUCAAUGAUCUACUUUCGGCAGGACUGGCUAAAGGAGUGUUUAUCAAACUCCUUCACGGUCGGCCGCCCACAAAACCAUGCAGUUUCACAUCUGUCCUACAGACUCAUGACGUCAUAAAAGACCACACAAUUGUAGCAUGUACAAUGGACGAGAAGAAAAGUUUACUCGAACUUCCGGUUGCGAACGUACCUCUCUUCGUAAAGGCUUUGAACACGACCGAUUUGUGCAUGAAUGGCUUAUACGCCGAAACCUUGUCGCACCUCCAGAAAACGGCAGAAAAUUACAUGACUGAAAUGAAGGUUAGAUAUCACUAUAGCGUUGAAACGUCGUCAGAAACGGAGAGAGGCAAGAGGAAAGAUUGA
Messenger RNA from Ylistrum balloti, 1113 nucleotides. RefSeq lists its product as uncharacterized. The transcript is spliced from 2 exons. The record is from RefSeq and is a predicted model, not a curated record. Bases 1 to 1113 code for a protein of 370 amino acids. Lineage: Eukaryota; Metazoa; Mollusca; Bivalvia; Pectinida; Pectinidae.